GACGAAAGAAUGCACUCAUUAUACUUGGACAACUUUGAAUGGUGGUACUUGUUGGAUGAAAAAGGGUAAUGUUUCCAAGGCUGAUGCAUUCCCAACUAAUGAUACAACCAUGGUCUGUGGUAUUAACAAGGAUGGUCAGGAAGGUAUACCGAUUUCCACCAUUCAAUGGAAUGGAAUGAAUUGGGCUGCAUCCUGUGAUUUCGAUGGGAACGAUCUGUCUCGAGUAGAAACUCCACCAGAGCUAUGUGGUCCGGCAUGUCUUCAGACGAAAGAAUGCACUCAUUAUACUUGGACAACUUUGAAUGGUGGUACUUGUUGGAUGAAAAAGGGUAAUGUUUCCAAGGCUGAUGCAUUCCCAACUAAUGAUACAACCAUGGUCUGUGGUGUUAACAAGGAUGACCAGAAAGGUGUACCGAUUUCCACCGUUCAAUGGAAUGGAAUGAAUUGGGCUAGAUCCUGUGAUUUCAAUGGAAACGAUCUGUCUCAUGUCGAAAUUUCACCAGAACUCUGUGGUCCGACAUGUCUUCACACGAAAGAUUGCACUCAUUAUACAUGGACAGCUUUGAAUGGUGGUACUUGUUGGAUGAAAACGGGUAGUGCCUCCAAAAAUGACGCAUUUUUAACUAAUGAUCCGGAUAUGAUCUGUGGUAUAAUGGCAAGUGUAUGA
Messenger RNA from Rotaria sp. Silwood2, 667 nucleotides. The record is from the annotation of a GenBank genome assembly. NCBI's taxonomy places the organism in Eukaryota, Metazoa, Rotifera, Eurotatoria, Philodinida, Philodinidae.